This is a messenger RNA of Macadamia integrifolia, 2795 nucleotides long. RefSeq names its product cation/H(+) antiporter 15-like. Gene Ontology annotation, biological process: proton transmembrane transport; regulation of pH. Gene Ontology annotation, molecular function: antiporter activity. NCBI's taxonomy places the organism in Eukaryota, Viridiplantae, Streptophyta, Magnoliopsida, Proteales, Proteaceae. The coding region runs from base 1 to 2622 and encodes 873 amino acids. The transcript has 3 exons. The record is from RefSeq and is a predicted model, not a curated record. Gene Ontology annotation, cellular component: endomembrane system; membrane.
AUGUCUGGUAUAGGAGGUAAUGGAACUGCUUUACCUGCAAAUUUAACAAACAAACAUGGAUCGAUUUCAGGUGCAAACAAGACAGAUGAAGGAGUGGUUUGUUAUUCACCAAACAUGAUCACGACCAGUGGUAUAUGGCAAGGCGAUAACCCGCUCGAUUUCUCGCUCCCUCUCUUCAUCUUGCAGCUCACCAUCAUCGUUAUUGUCACUCGCUUUCUUGUAUUCAUCCUUAAACCAUUGCGCCAGCCCCGCGUUGUCUCGGAAAUUAUUGGUGGUGUGGUAUUGGGCCCAUCAGUGUUGGGAAGGAGCAAGAAAUUUGCAGAGACCAUCUUCCCAAUGAGGAGUGUAAUGGUGUUGGAGACUAUGGCUAAUGUAGGUCUCCUAUACUUCUUGUUCCUUGUUGGUGUUGAGAUGGACCUAACUGCGAUCAAGCGAACGGGAAAGAAGGCACUCACAAUAGCCCUAGCCGGCUUGAUCCUGCCUUUCAUCAUUGGUGCUUCUUAUGCCGUAAUCCUCUUAAGCAUGGAACAAGAAGAGGGAGAUAAGAAGGCCUCUCCAGAACAAAGUAAGGUCUUCUUUCUCUUCGCCGGAGUGACCCUCUCUGUCACAGCCUUCCCGGUGCUGGCCCGUAUCCUUGCAGAGCUCAAGCUCCUUAGCACGGAGCUAGGAAGAGUGGCCAUGUCCGCGGCUCUCAUCAAUGACAUUUUUGCUUGGGUCCUCCUUGCCUUAGGAAUUGCACUUGCAGAGAACAGAAAAUUAUCAUUAGCCUCUCUUGGGGUUAUCCUCUCCACUGUAGCCUUUGUUAUGUUUUGCAUCUUUGUGAUCCGACCGGCCAUUGGGUGGAUUAUACGGCGUACCCCAGAGGGUGAGAGCUUCAAUGAGUUCUACAUAAGUUUGAUUCUCACAGGAGUCAUGGUGUGUGGUUUUAUUACAGACACCAUUGGCACACACUCCAUCUUUGGUGCCUUUGUGUUUGGCCUUGUAAUACCAAAUGGUCCACUUGGGACUGCACUUAUAGAGAAGCUUGAGGAUUUUGUGUCUGGGCUGCUUCUUCCUCUCUUCUUUGCAAUGAGUGGACUUAGGACCAGGAUAGACGAGGUUGGAGGGGUGCAAUGGGGCUAUGCCUUCUUUACAUUGGCCCUUGCUAGUCUAGGCAAGGUUGGUGGCACACUUCUCAUGUGCCUCUACUAUCAGAUGCAUGCCAGUGAAGGGCUCACUUUGGGACUCCUCCUGAACACCAAAGGACUCAUUGAGAUGAUUGUUCUCAAUGUGGGGCGUGACCAACAGGUAAUAAGCGAAGAAGCUUUUGCUAUAUUGGUGCUGAUGACAGUGUCGAUGACAAGUAUCAUCAUGCCGAUCAUAAAUGAAUUUUACCGGCCAUCUAGGCGUUUCAUGCCUUACAAGCGCCGAACGCUACAAACAUCAAUGGCUGACUCAGAACUCCGGAUCCUUGCUUGCAUCCACACCCCUCGCAAUGUCCCCACCAUCAUCAACCUCCUAGAGGCCUCCCACGCCACCAAGAAGAAUCCCAUUUCCGUCUAUGCCCUCCACCUAGUGGAGCUCACUGGCCGGGCCUCUGCUAUGCUCAUUGUCCAUGACACUCGAAAGUCGGGUCGGCCUGCCAUAAACCGAACCCAAGCCCAAUCGGACCAUAUCAUCAAUGCCUUUGAGAACUAUGAGCAGCAUGUUGCCGGUGUCUCUGUGCAACCCCUCACAGCUAUCUCUCCCUACUCUACUAUGCACGAGGACAUAUGUAACAUUUCUGAGGACAAGCGUGUGGCCUUCAUCCUUGUCCCAUUUCAUAAGCAACAAACAGUGGAUGGUGGCAUGGAGGCCACCAAUCCAGCAUUUCGAACAGUAAACCAAAAUGUCUUAGCCCAUGCCCCUUGCUCGGUCGGCAUCCUAGUCGACCGAGGCCUUGGUGGGACUGCUCGUGUGGCAUCAAGUCACACGACCCACCACAUCGCGGUCCUCUAUUUUGGAGGACCUGAUGAUAGGGAAGCGUUAUCUUACGCUUGGAGGAUGUCGGAGCAUCCAGAGGUAAAUCUUACAGUGCUCCGUUUCCUCCCAGGGGAAGAUGCAGCUGAGCCUGUGAUCCCGGCCAAUGACAACAGUGGUUUGAGAAUCUUGAAUGUUAUCACAGACAACGAAAGAGAGAGACAACGGGAUGACGAAUUCAUAAGUCAAUUCCGGAUGAAAAACGUGAAUGUUGAAUCAAUUGUUUACAAUGAGAAGGUAGUGAACAAUGGCGAGGAGACGGUGGCGGUGAUACGGUCAAUGGAGAACAUCUAUGAUCUGUACAUUGUUGGUAGGGGACAAGGGAUGAUAUCACCAUUAACUGCUGGAUUGACAGAUUGGAGUGAAUGCCCAGAGUUGGGAGCAAUCGGUGACUUAUUAUCGUCGUCGGAUUUUGCAGCUACGAUAUCGGUGCUGGUGGUGCAACAAUAUGUUGGUGAUCAUGGGAUGGGGUCGCUUGAAGAUACCCCUGGCCAUCAUCAAGAAGAUCAGUUCAAUAUGAAUAAUAUGAACAGAUGGGCACAUAGGGGUCAAGGACUUAGCCAUGGUGGAGGAGAAGUUCAGCUAGGGAACACACAUCAGAGAGGCACAGGAAAUGGGUGGUGAACAUAGUACAACAGGACAUUAGUUGGUUUUCUUUUUCUCUCUCCAUAUUGGUUUGAAAAGUAUAGUUGGACUUGCACAUAUAGAAGAACUUUGAUUUUGUAACACUUGGUUGCUCAUGUACAUGUAAUGUCAUGCACCCCAUUUCUCUCUCUCUCUCUCUUUAUUAGAUGAAA